This is a messenger RNA of Eremothecium cymbalariae DBVPG#7215, 3156 nucleotides long. It is a transcript of the gene PEX1, whose product is annotated as AAA family ATPase peroxin 1. The record is from RefSeq and is a predicted model, not a curated record. NCBI's taxonomy places the organism in Eukaryota, Fungi, Ascomycota, Saccharomycetes, Saccharomycetales, Saccharomycetaceae. Gene Ontology annotation, molecular function: ATP binding; ATP hydrolysis activity. Gene Ontology annotation, cellular component: cytosol; peroxisomal membrane; peroxisome. The transcript has a single exon. Gene Ontology annotation, biological process: protein import into peroxisome matrix. The coding region runs from base 1 to 3156 and encodes 1051 amino acids.
AUGAAGGGCGACAAUUCGUUGUUGUUCAACCAUCUCAGGUUGGUAACAUCAGAUCAGAUUAGGGGUAAUUUCGUGCGAUUGCCCACAAGUGUAAUUUCGGUGUUAGAGUCUACCAAUAUACCGGUCCAUGAAUUUGGAGUUUUAAUCCAGCCUGGCUCUUGUUAUGUUGGCUGGGAUGGACAUGAGUCAAGGCAAACAAUAAACGGGGAGCCAGUCAUUGAGAUUAACCCAGUUCUCGCACAGGACUUUCAGCUCAAGGUUGGUCAAAUCAUCGAUAUCCAAAUAAACCAUUACAAUGACUCUUUGGUUGCUUCCGAGGUAUUCGUGGAACCCGAGACAAGCGAUGAUUGGGAGAUUAUAGAAAGCAAUGCUAUGUUUUUCCAAGACGAGAUGUUAUUUCAAACAAGAAUUGUGAACCCUGGAGGCAAGCUGGUUUGUUACGUGGAUCGAAUUGUAGCCAGGUUCAAUGUCAAAAAAGUGGUACCUGAAAACCUCACUGCAGCAAGAAUUUCAACAAAUACUAUGAUGAUUAUUGCGCCUAGGGUUAAUAACAAGGCUCCAAAGGUUGUAAAGAAGCCUACCUCGUUGCUUGUAACGGAAAAAACGAAAGAGUGUAAACCGAUUAUUAGAAGAACUACAUUUAAACCUGCUGCAGGUAAAAAGCUCACGAUUGAGUUGUCAAAAUCGGAUGUUAAAUCUACAAUCGCAUAUAUAAGCAUUUUGCAGAAUCCUUUGGAUCUGCAGAUGGUGCCAGCAGCUACAAAGGAGGAAGGUAUUACUCAUCCCGCAAAACGAAUUGCUGUUGAUGUUAAAGCUGUUGAAUCCUUGGAAGUGGGUCAUAUUCGUAUGUCACUCCAAGUUUGGAAUUGUAUAAACGGAACAAGAAGCAAUGGUGAGAAAAUUAAGAUUGAGUUCUUGCAAGAGACGACCAGAGAUGACAUCUCAGUUGUGAUGCAUAAGGUGUCACAGGAGCAAAAGGGUAAAAAAGUAGUCAUCAGUGGUGUUGAUACCACCAAUACUGUAAUUUUGCAGAAUGCAGAAGCCCUGGCUAAGAAAUUGCAAGGUGCUGUGAUAACUAACAGGCUAUUUUUCCCUCGGGAAAUGCUUUUAAUUGAGUUGAAAACCAAGCAAGGAAAUAAGAUCGAUUUGUUUAGAGCCAACACACAAAAGGAUCUGGAUUGGAAACUAUCAAAGCACGAGGUUGAAGUUCCCAUAUUCGAAUUAAGUGCGCAACUUGAAGAACCUGGAAAACUUGUGGCCUUGGAAAAGAUGCUGGAUGAUAUGGUGAACUCUGUAUGUUCACCGGUUAGCCCACCAUGCCACUAUUUGUAUGGAUCCACCGGCAUAGGUAAGUCAUUACUGUUAGCGAACAUCGCUUACAGAUUGCAAUGUGAACACGGUUACCAUACAAAUCUUGUAGAUUGUAAUUCCCUAUUAGACACUAAUAACGUUGCAAAAAUGAAGCAAAAGAUCCAGCAUCUAUUGGCUACAGCAUAUUGGAAAGCCCCAUCUGUAGUCAUUUUGGAUAACGCCGAUUUUUUGUUCCCAAGUCUCAAGUCUAAUGAAGAAGCUGGUGGACCAGGUAGUGGAAAUACAAUGAACCAGGCAUCUGCAAAAUUAGCUCACAUCUUGAUGACUGAAAUGAUCAAAAUUACCCAAAAAAGAGGAGACAUCCAUGUCAUCAUGAGCGCAGAACGUUCUGACAGUUUGAACCCUUUAUUUUCCUCGAGACAUUUCAUCGGAAGGAACUGGGUACUCAAAGCUCCCAGCCGAAUCGAGAGAGAAAUGUUGUUGGAACACUUGUUUUCUUUGAAAAGUCUAAAAUAUGCAGAGCCAUUAAAUUCAGGAGAUAUUGCAUUAGAAACGGAAGGGUACUCCGCAGCAGAUCUGGAGACAUUGGUAGACAAAAUAUUCCACGAGACUUUAUGCAAAGGGAGCUUUCAACCUAGCGGUCUCGAAGUAGACAGGGAUACCUUUGAAUCAGCCCUUAAAGGAUAUACUUCCUCAUCAUUGAGAGGCAUCAAACUCCAAAAAAGUACGGGCGUUAAAUGGAGCGAUAUUGGAGCACUUUCCGACGCAAAAAACUUACUAUUAGAAACAUUAGAGUGGCCUACGAAAUAUGCCCCCAUCUUCUCUCAAUGCCCCCUAAGGUUACGUUCAGGAAUUCUGCUUUAUGGAUUCCCAGGAUGCGGCAAAACAAUGCUUGCAAGCGCUGUUGCACAGCAAUGUGGACUGAACUUUAUCACUGUCAAAGGACCCGAGAUUCUAAACAAGUAUAUAGGCGCUAGUGAACAAAGUGUGAGAGAACUCUUCGAAAAAGCACAGGCAGCGAAACCAUGUGUCUUAUUCUUUGACGAAUUCGAUUCUAUUGCUCCAAAAAGAGGUCAUGAUUCAACCGGGGUCACCGACAGAGUUGUCAAUCAAAUGUUAACUCAAAUGGAUGGUGCGGAAGGUCUAGACGGUGUUUAUGUUCUUGCUGCCACAAGCAGACCCGAUCUAAUUGAUUCUGCAUUAUUAAGACCAGGCAGACUGGAUAAGAGCGUUUUAUGUGGCAUGCCUACAACAGAUGAGCGUGCUGAAAUCCUAAAAGCUGUCGUCGCUACUGGAAGUAUGAAACUAGACUCUGAUAUAGACCUAAAAGAACUAGCUGCCAAAACUACAGGUUUUUCAGGAGCUGACUUGCAGAGUAUGUGUUACAACGCAUAUCUCAAAGCUGUCCACAGAAACCUUCAAACAACCUCCGUGCCCACCACCCACGCAGAUACCGUGCCGCUGCUACAAUCUCCUAUUGACUAUGUAAUGAUCAACGCAAUGAAAUCCCCAUCGUCACCUGUAAGCACGCUUCCACACCCUAACACCCCUACAGACCCCGCCAUUUCAAGAGCCCAGGACAUCCUCUGUCCGAAUACUGCUACUACCAGCGAGUCUACUCCUGUGCCCGACAAUGCCUUUCCAGGCCCGAGCACAUCCGAAACUGGCUUGACAGUCUCCUGCGCCGAUAUGCUUGCCGCAUGUGCAGAAACCAAACCCAGCAUCUCCUCGACCGAAUACCUCAAACUGAACACCAUCUACAGAAAGUUCGUCAACGACCGUAACGGAGACAUGCCAAGUGGAGAAGCCCCGCACGAUAUUGGUGCUCGAGCUACUCUCAUGUAG